AUGGGGGACACUCUUGAAAAACCAGACUUCCGACCCAUCCUUAACCCAACCAAGCAACGCCCGCUUGGGACUCCUCCGCACAAGGAGACCAUCAUCAAAGAUGCUUUCAGACUUCGCACUCUGAUGGCUAUGGGCGCGCUCGCUCAGAUCGUCCUCUUCGCCAUCCUGCCUUACCGUUAUGCCGUCGUCCCCGCCUUGAUCCUCACUCUUCACUCGAUUGGUUCGACCAUCGGCCAAAUGUUCUUGUGCAAGACCAAUGAAAAUCCAUACAUGACCGGUGUCACUCAAGGUUUCACCAGCAGCCAGCCUCCCUCAUGGCAAACCGGUCGCUACCCCAAUGCGCCGUGCUCCAGCUCCAUCGUCGUCUUCCACCUCGGCGUCUCCUACAACCACCCGCUGGGCCCCGCCUGCCCCGGCGCCUACGAACUCUACACCCACUUCAUGAACAUGAUCAAGGCCAUAGACGAGAAAAAGGAGGAGUACGGCCUCCUGGGCAUGUCCAGUUGGAAGCAGACCAAGCGCGCCACCCACAAUGCCGCCAUGACGGUGUUUUACUUUCGCGACAUCGAGGGAUUGCACAAGUUUGCGCACGACAAGGAGCACCGCGACGGUUGGGACUUUUUGCACGCGUUCCGCAAGAAGGGAUACAACCACAUUACGGCGCUGCACGAGACCUUUGAGGUGCCUGCUGGCGCCUGGGAGUCGAUCUACCUGGAUUCGCCACCUAUCCUUAUGGGAGAUACGACUAUCAGGGUGACGGAGAAGGAUGGGAGCGCAACUUGGUAUCAUAGUCUUGUCGAUGCGUCGGUAAGGCCAUUGACGGGAAUGAUGAACAGGAUGGCGAGGGGUAAGGCGACUGCGAGGGAGGGAUACGCUUAG
Neurospora tetrasperma FGSC 2508 is the source of this 879-nucleotide messenger RNA. RefSeq lists its product as uncharacterized. NCBI's taxonomy places the organism in Eukaryota, Fungi, Ascomycota, Sordariomycetes, Sordariales, Sordariaceae. The transcript is spliced from 2 exons. The record is from RefSeq and is a predicted model, not a curated record. Bases 1 to 879 code for a protein of 292 amino acids.